AUAUUAUUGUUAUCGAUGUCUGUUGACAAUGUCUAUGCUGUUAUCGAUUAUUAUUUGCAAUUUGACAGCAUUUCUUUUCCCUCUUUUGUCUCAAACAAGGAAGACGAGAUGGCGGCCCAUAAAACCUUCAGAAUUAAGCAAAAGCUUGCUAAGAAGUUGAAACAAAACCGUUCCGUGCCACAAUGGAUUCGUUUGCGCACAGGCAACACCAUUAGAUAUAACGCCAAGAGACGCCACUGGAGACGCACCAAGUUGAAGUUGUAAGCUGCAUCCUACAGUUCCCACUGCAACACAAUGAUGGGAAUGCUUCUGGUUGAUGUUCUUCAUCUUCAAUUAUUUAGUAUGUUCGCUGAGAUACUGUGUGUCACGUAAAAAAAAAAAUAAAAAAAAACAUUUUGUUUUUUAACAAAAAAGA
Messenger RNA from Stomoxys calcitrans (stable fly), 415 nucleotides. RefSeq names its product large ribosomal subunit protein eL39 (gene RpL39). Gene Ontology annotation, biological process: translation. The coding region runs from base 16 to 264 and encodes 82 amino acids. The record is from RefSeq and is a predicted model, not a curated record. The transcript is spliced from 3 exons. Gene Ontology annotation, cellular component: cytosolic large ribosomal subunit; ribosome. NCBI's taxonomy places the organism in Eukaryota, Metazoa, Arthropoda, Insecta, Diptera, Muscidae. Gene Ontology annotation, molecular function: structural constituent of ribosome.